Molecule: messenger RNA, 1533 nt
Organism: Mizuhopecten yessoensis (Yesso scallop)
Lineage: Eukaryota; Metazoa; Mollusca; Bivalvia; Pectinida; Pectinidae
Exons: 4
Coding region: 868-1512 (214 amino acids)
Source: RefSeq, a predicted model, not a curated record
AGAAAACCGAGAGGGACUGAUUUACGCCUGUUGUUAUUUAAUUUUUUUAUCACUAGAAUGUUGAAGAGCAACUGUAUGGCUCCGCCAGGAGCUUGCGAUCGUAAGUAAUACCGCUAGAUCUAAGGACUUAGUCAGAACAGGUGCUAGAGCAUUAAGCUCUCGGUAUAGAUCACAAAUUCGUACCGGGCUUGUACCUAGUAGUAGACAGGGAAUAUUCAACUCUAUAAACGCUCAUCAAAUUCACCAAAUCGCGGUCAUGGCCGUCGAUGAUCACCAUUUUGAUACACGCUCAGAAAAAACCCAACUUUUAGAUAUUUUGAGGAGUGAUCUGCGGAAGUCAUUACUGGUUUAAGGCAAUACAUAUUACUAUUUUACAGGAGAAGAACCGGUGAUAAAAAAUCCCGCGCCGGUGCUUUUUACGAGUGUACGGUGUACAUAGAAUAGACUCUCCAUCCUGGCGUUUCUAUUGUAUAUUGUAGACGAAGAGGAGGAGGAAAAUAGUGUACGAUAACACGCUCGUUAUAAUGUUUAAAAACACUCGAGCUGGGUCAUAUGUGUGGUGAGUUUUCACUCGACAUCCCCUUGCUGUAGGUUGGAGUAGUGUGGAAUUUCUGGAGUCUGACGGGGCUAACAAGGCCGACACUUCAACUGGCCACUUGUGACGUUCAUAUUGCACUCUUAGAACACGAGUGGGUCUGACACCUUCCUCUGUCAUGUUGUAAUGACACAUUGUCGGCAGAACGUUUUAAACAACUUCAAUACAAGCGUAACCCUACAAAGGAUUCUAAACGGCGGAUUGUCUUAGGUCCAGAUACCUCUGGGAUACUAUCGGGAUUAUAGCGGUGUACCUUGAUCCCUGUUGUAUCUAUGAUAGACUUAAUCAACAGAACGAUGCCUGAUUUGGGAGGCGUGAUCUUCUUUCUUCUUUUAAGUGUUGAUUUCACCUCAUCUUCAGCAGUGGACAAUAUUUUCUACCAGAACGUCAGUAUUGCUUCAACAGUUGGCCUAGAUUGUUAUGUGGACAGUGAUGAUACCCAAAUAGUGUGGACAAAAAACAGACGGAUACCAGUCGUAAUUGGCACAAAAGUCAUGGGGUACAGGAGAGUCAAGCUAAUCAUGGAUUAUCCACGUGAACGCCGCCUCCAGAUAGAAAACAUCAAAUUGACAGAUUCUGGGUCGUAUGAGUGUCUGGCAGAUUCCAAAACAACACCACUUGUAAUAUACCAGCUCACAGUUUUAGCAAAAGAAGACCUCAUAACGACAACAACAAUAGAGCUACCGGAAGUGACAACUGAAACACGAGACGCCAUGACAACCACAGAAAAGGAAGUAAAACCAGAUCGGACUUCGAUGGAAGUGAAACCUACUUCCGCUUUGACACAACAACAGCAAAAUGUUGGCAACGGUGUUGAAGAGAAAGUUGUGAACACGAAAGGGAGGGGAGAAUGUUUGGGACAAAAUCUUACGGUGCUUUUAACAGUUUUGUGUAUUGGGUAUCUGAUGCGUUUAUAGAAUAAAAGUUUGUUACAAAAA